AUGGGCUCCACCGGAACCAUAGCAUCAUUACCGUCACUUCCUAUGGAACUUGUGGAAGAAGAAAUCUUGUGUAGGUUACCAGUCAAGAUACUCUUGCAACUCCGGUGCGUAUGCAAGUCAUGGAGAUCUCUAAUUUCCGAUGAUCCUAAAUUCACAAAGAAGCACCUUUGCAUGUCAAAGAUUUUAAAGCAACAACAACACCUCAUCUUGAAUGUUCCCAUCGGUAGCCGGCUUUCCUUGGACUGCCCACUUUCCGAUUUUUUCAGCGAUAUAUCUAACCCUACUGUCACACAGACUCAACUCAAUAUCCCAAUUUCCAAUUCCUGGAACCACCCACUUUCGCAAAUUUGCUCUUGUGAUGGCCUUCUUUGCUUAACCUUUGAUGGAAGAAGUAGAACCUUUGGUGAAAGACCUGCUGUUUUGUGUAACCCUUCCCUUAGAAAAUACAGUACAUUGCCUCCAUUGGAAAAUCACCGGAAAAGAGAAUAUAGUUAUAGAGAAGUAAAGUCUUGUUUAUUUAGCUUUGGAUAUGAUCAUGUCAAUGAUGUUUAUAAGGUUAUUGCCAUUUCUUGUUUUAAGGACAAACACAAAGUUAAAGAAGUUGAUGUUUAUACUUUGGGUACUAAUAAUUGGAGAAGUAUUCAAGACUUUCCAUAUUCUUCUCCCUUCAAGCAUGGAGUAUUUGUGGGUGGCACUGUUAAUUGGUUGGUAGAUCCAUAUUCUUCUCCCUUCAUUGUUUCUCUUGAUUUGAAGACGGAGUCGUAUCAAAAGAUUUCGCAGCCUGAUUUGAAGAUGGAUCUUUGGGCCUUAGGGAUGUUUAGGGAUUGCUUGUGUAUCUUUGCCAAUUCAACUAUGUUUUUGGAUGUUUGGAUUAUGAAGGAAUAUGGGAUUAAAGAGUCGUGGACCAAACUAUACAAUGUUCCUUAUGUGGAAAAUCAAUAUACCUCUCCAAAGACCUUGUACAUUUCUGAUGAUGAUCAAAUGCUAUUUGGUUUUUAUGAUUUGGUAAAUUUAAAAUCCAAGCUGGCUGUUUACAAUUCCAAAAAUGGUAAUGUCAAGAUUCCUAACAUUCAAUACAUCGAUAGUUUGAUUUGA
Trifolium pratense (red clover) is the source of this 1095-nucleotide messenger RNA. Its product is annotated as F-box/kelch-repeat protein At3g23880-like. The record is from RefSeq and is a predicted model, not a curated record. NCBI's taxonomy places the organism in Eukaryota, Viridiplantae, Streptophyta, Magnoliopsida, Fabales, Fabaceae. Gene Ontology annotation, molecular function: protein binding. Bases 1 to 1095 code for a protein of 364 amino acids. The transcript is spliced from 3 exons.